GCGCUCGCUUCCCCGUCACCCUCCCCCUCCCCAUCUUCUGCCGGGAGGAUCAAGAUGGACGGGGUGCGUCGCUGCCUGGCGAUGGACUGAGGGAGGUGAGCGAAGGACGCCGGGAAGCUGAGGCGGCCACAGCAGCGGCGUCUGAGGAGAAAGUCUGCGGCGCCGCCGAGAGCGAGCGAGUCACUCACUCUCGGGCAGCGGGGAGGAGGAAGCAGGAGCGCGGCGGGGCCUCGCGGCGGCCUUUCCUAAGCCGCCUGACCGGGUCACCCUGCGAGGCCUGCGGCUGCCAGACAACGCGAGCGCCGCGGCCCGUCCCGGGCAAAGGCUACAGAAACCUGGGAUCUUUGCAGAGUGGAAGAUUUUUUGCACUCAAGUUAUUCUGACCAUAUUUUAAAAAUAUUUUGGGGUUACUUUUUAAUUUAAGAAAAGGCAGCUCUUUAAAAUCAUGGCAGAUGUGGACCCAGAUACAUUGCUCGAGUGGCUGCAGAUGGGGCAAGGAGAUGAAAGAGACAUGCAACUAAUAGCUCUGGAGCAGUUAUGUAUGCUGCUUUUGAUGUCUGACAAUGUGGAUCGAUGCUUUGAAACAUGCCCCCCUCGUACCUUUUUGCCAGCACUGUGCAAAAUAUUCCUUGAUGAAAGUGCUCCUGACAAUGUAUUGGAGGUAACGGCUCGUGCUAUAACUUAUUAUUUGGAUGUAUCAGCGGAAUGCACUCGACGGAUUGUGGGAGUGGAUGGUGCUAUCAAAGCACUUUGUAAUCGUUUAGUAGUUGUUGAGCUUAACAACAGAACCAGCAGAGACUUGGCUGAGCAGUGUGUAAAGGUGUUGGAACUCAUCUGUACCCGUGAAUCAGGUGCUGUGUUUGAAGCAGGGGGAUUGAACUGUGUGUUGACAUUUAUUCGUGACAGUGGGCACCUGGUUCAUAAAGAUACAUUGCAUUCUGCUAUGGCUGUAGUAUCCAGACUCUGUGGGAAAAUGGAACCUCAGGAUUCCUCAUUAGAGAUUUGUGUUGAAUCCCUCUCGAGUCUGUUAAAACAUGAGGACCAUCAGGUUUCAGAUGGUGCACUGCGUUGUUUUGCUUCGUUAGCUGAUCGAUUUACACGCCGUGGAGUUGAUCCAGCGCCAUUAGCCAAACAUGGACUAACUGAGGAGCUGUUAUCUCGAAUGGCUGCAGCAGGUGGUACAGCUUCAGGACCAUCUUCAGCAUGUAAACCUGGCCGGAGUAGCACGGGAGCACCAUCUGCAACUGCAGAUUCCAAAUUAAGCAACCAGGUGUCAACUAUUGUAAGCCUGUUAUCAACACUCUGCAGAGGAUCUCCAGUAGUAACACAUGAUCUCCUAAGAUCUGAGCUUCCAGAUUCUAUAGAGAGUGCAUUACAGGGUGAUGAAAGAUGUGUACUUGAUACCAUGCGUUUGGUAGAUCUUCUUUUGGUGCUACUGUUUGAAGGACGGAAAGCCUUGCCAAAGUCUAGUGCUGGAUCUACAGGCAGAAUCCCAGGAUUGCGUAGACUUGAUAGUACUGGAGACCGUUCCCAUCGGCAGCUGAUAGAUUGCAUCCGCAGCAAAGAUACCGAUGCCCUAAUAGACGCUAUUGACACAGGUGCUUUUGAAGCAAAUUUUAUGGAUGAUGUAGGACAAACUCUCUUAAACUGGUCCUCUGCUUUUGGAACUCAGGAAAUGGUUGAAUUUCUCUGUGAACGAGGUGCUGAUGUUAAUAGGGGUCAGCGGUCAUCAUCCUUACAUUAUGCAGCAUGUUUUGGAAGACCUCAGGUAGCAAAGACUCUCUUGCGACAUGGUGCCAAUCCAGAUUUGAGAGAUGAAGAUGGAAAGACUCCUUUGGACAAGGCUCGUGAAAGAGGGCACAGUGAAGUUGUGGCUAUUCUUCAAUCUCCAGGUGACUGGAUGUGUCCAGUUAACAAAAGUGAUGAAAAGAAAAAGAAAGAUGCAAACAAAGAUGAAGAAGAAUCAAAUGAGCCCAGAGGUGAUCCAGAAAUGGCACCAAUAUAUUUGAAAAGACUGCUGCCUGUGUUUGCUCAAACUUUUCAACAAACUAUGCUGCCUUCAAUAAGGAAAGCAAGUCUUGCUCUCAUUAGAAAAAUGAUUCAUUUUUGUUCUGAAGCUCUUCUAAAAGAGGUGUGUGAUUCUGAUGCUGGGCAUAAUUUGCCUACUGUUCUGGUAGAGAUCACUGCUACUGUUCUAGAUCAAGAGGAUGACGAUGAUGGCCACUUGCUAGCAUUACAGAUCAUAAGAGAUUUGGUUGAUAAAGGAGGUGACCUGUUUUUGGAUCAGCUCGCUAGGCUUGGUGUAAUAAGUAAAGUCUCAACUUUGGCAGGACCAUCCUCUGACGAUGAGAAUGAAGAAGAAUCUAAACCAGAGAAAGAAGACGAACCUCAAGAAGAUGCUAAAGAGUUGCAGCAGGGUAAACCCUAUCACUGGAGAGACUGGUCAAUCAUUAGGGGAAGAGACUGCUUGUAUAUUUGGAGUGAUUCUGCAGCUUUGGAGCUAUCAAAUGGUAGCAAUGGCUGGUUCAGAUUUAUCUUGGAUGGGAAGCUAGCUACAAUGUAUUCCAGUGGCAGCCCUGAAGGAGGAUCUGAUAGUUCAGAAAGUCGAAGUGAAUUUCUAGAGAAAUUACAGAGAGCCCGAAGCCAGGUAAAACCAUCCACAACAAGCCAGCCAAUUUUAUCUGUCCCAGGCCCAGCUAAACUGACAGUGGGGAAUUGGUCUCUUACGUGUCUAAAGGAAGGAGAAAUUGCUAUUCACAAUUCAGAUGGUCAGCAAGCUACAAUAUUAAAAGAAGAUCUUCCGGGUUUUGUUUUUGAGUCCAAUAGGGGAACUAAACAUUCAUUUGCUGCUGAAACUUCUUUAGGAUCAGAAUUUGUGACUGGUUGGACUGGCAAAAGGGGAAGAAAAGCAAAAUCAAAGUCAGAAAAAACCAAACAAAAGGUACGAACUAUGGCAAGAGACUUGUAUGAUGACCAUUUCAAAGCUGUUGAAAGUAUGCCUAGAGGUGUAGUUGUAACACUGAGGAACAUAGCAACUCAAUUAGAAUCUUCAUGGGAGCUCCAUACAAAUAGGCAGUUUAUUGAGGGAGAAAAUACUUGGCGAGAUUUAAUGAAGACUGCUCUGGAAAACUUAAUUGUCCUUCUGAAGGAUGAAAAUACUAUAUCACCAUAUGAAAUGUGCAGCAGUGGCUUGGUGCAGGCCCUUCUUACUGUUUUGAAUAAUAAUGUGGAUUUUGAUUUGAAACAAGAUUGUAGUCAGCUAGUAGAAAGAAUAAAUGUAUUCAAAACAGCUUUCAGUGAAAAUGAAGAUGAUGAAAGUCGUCCAGCAGUUGCAUUAAUUCGGAAACUCAUAGCAGUAUUAGAAUCCAUUGAACGUCUACCUCUACAUUUGUAUGAUACACCAGGAUCAACGUAUAAUCUGCAGAUAUUAACAAGACGGUUGCGGUUUCGCUUGGAGCGUGCUUCUGGGGAGACAGCUUUAAUAGACAGAACAGGUCGAAUGUUGAAAAUGGAGCCCUUGGCAACUGUAGAAUCUUUAGAGCAAUACCUCCUAAAAAUGGUGGCAAAGCAGUGGUAUGACUUUGAUAGAGCAUCUUUUGUUUUUGUACGAAAGCUCAGAGAAGGCCAGACAUUCAUUUUCAGACACCAGCAUGAUUUUGAUGAAAAUGGAAUUAUUUACUGGAUUGGAACAAAUGCAAAAACAGCUUAUGAGUGGGUAAAUCCGGCCGCCUAUGGGCUGGUGGUAGUUACAUCUUCAGAAGGAAGAAAUUUGCCUUAUGGCCGUUUGGAAGACAUCUUAAGCCGUGACAGUUCAGCUCUGAAUUGUCAUACUAACGAUGAUAAAAAUGCAUGGUUUGCUAUAGACCUUGGUCUUUGGGUGAUACCAUCAGCUUACACAUUACGCCAUGCUCGUGGUUAUGGACGAUCUGCUCUCAGAAAUUGGGUUUUUCAAGUAUCCAAGGAUGGACAGAACUGGACCACUCUAUAUACUCAUGUUGAUGACUGCAGUCUGAAUGAACCAGGGUCAACGGCAACAUGGCCACUAGAUCUACAAAAGGAUGAGAAGCAAGGCUGGAGGCAUGUAAGAAUUAAACAAAUGGGGAAGAAUGCCAGUGGGCAAACACACUACCUCUCUCUAUCUGGAUUUGAACUUUAUGGCACUGUGAAUGGUGUGUGUGAGGAUCAGCUAGGAAAAGCAGCUAAAGAAGCAGAGGCUAAUCUGCGAAGGCAGAGGAGACUGGUACGCUCUCAGGUUCUGAAGUACAUGGUUCCAGGUGCCCGUGUCAUCAGAGGAAUUGAUUGGAAAUGGAGAGAUCAGGAUGGUAGUUCACAAGGUGAAGGCACUGUUACAGGCGAAUUGCACAAUGGCACAACGCAGUCAUGGAGCAGCUUGGUGAAAAACAACUGUCCAGACAAGAUGACUGCUGCUGCAGGCUCUUCAAGUAGAAAAGGAAGUAGCAGUUCUGUGUGUAGCGUGGCCAGUAGCAGCGACAUCAGCUUGGGUUCGACAAAAAUGGAGCGGAGAUCUGAAAAUGUAAUGGAACAAAAUAUAGUUUCAGGCACUGACGUCCAUGAGCCAAUUGUUGUCCUUUCCUCUGCUGAUGGCAUGCCUCAGACUGAAGUAGGGUCAGCGUCCAGUGCAAGUACCAGCACCUUGACAGCGGAUGUGGGAAAUGAAAAUGUUGAAAGAAAGCUAGGAACUGACAAUUCAAUCCGUGCAACUGGGGAGUCCAAUGCUAUAUCCAUGGGAAUUGUUAGUGUGAGCUCUCCAGAUGUUAGCUCGGUAUCUGAGCUGACAAAUAAAGAAGCUGCUUCUCAGAGACCCCUUAGUUCUUCAGCAAGUAACAGACUAUCAGUGAGUUCACUUCUGGCUGCUGGGGCUCCAAUGAGUUCCAGUGCAAGUGUUCCUAACCUAUCCUCACGUGAAACCUCUAGUUUGGAGUCCUUCGUCCGGAGAGUGGCGAACAUCGCUCGCACCAAUGCCACUAACAACAUGAAUUUAAGCCGAAGUAGCAGUGAUAACAACACUAAUACUUUAGGAAGAAAUGUCAUGAGCACUGCAACUUCUCCUCUAAUGGGUGCCCAAAGUUUUCCUAAUCUGACUACAACUGGUACCACAUCAACAGUGACCAUGUCUACAUCCAGUGUUACUAGCAGCAGCAAUGUAGCCACAGCAACUACAGUUUUAUCUGUUGGUCAGUCACUUAGUAACACUCUAACUACUAGCCUAACAUCAACAUCUAGUGAGAGCGAUACAGGUCAGGAAGCAGAAUAUUCUUUAUAUGAUUUUCUUGAUAGCUGUCGGGCCAGCACUCUGUUGGCGGAGUUAGAUGAUGAUGAAGAUCUACCUGAGCCAGAUGAAGAGGAUGACGAAAAUGAAGAUGACAAUCAGGAAGAUCAAGAGUAUGAAGAAGUUAUGGAAGAAGAAGAGUAUGAAACAAAAGGAGGACGUAGAAGAACAUGGGAUGAUGAUUAUGUUUUGAAACGUCAGUUUUCUGCUUUAGUACCUGCAUUUGAUCCUAGACCUGGCCGUACUAAUGUUCAACAGACAACUGAUCUUGAAAUCCCUCCCCCAGGAACACCCCAUUUGGAACUACUGGAAGAAGUUGAGUGCACACCAUCUCCCCGUUUAGCACUUACCUUGAAAGUUACAGGCCUUGGUACAUCUCGUGAGGUUGAGCUGCCCCUAACAAAUUUUCGAUCAACUAUCUUUUACUAUGUCCAAAAAUUGCUACAACUUUCCUGCAAUGGCAACGUGAAAUCUGAUAAGCUUAGACGAAUUUGGGAGCCAACAUACACAAUUGUAUACAGAGAAAUGAAGGAUUCUGAUAAAGAGAAAGAAAGUGGGAAAAUGGGUUGCUGGUCAAUAGAGCAUGUGGAACAGUACCUUGGCACUGAUGAAUUACCAAAGAAUGACUUGAUAACCUACCUGCAGAAGAAUGCGGAUUCAGCCUUUCUGCGCCACUGGAAAUUAACCGGCACUAAUAAAAGCAUUAGGAAAAACAGAAAUUGUUCCCAGCUCAUAGCUGCAUACAAGGAUUUUUGUGAACAUGGAUCAAAGUCCAGUUUGAGCCAGGGAGCUAUUUCCACACUUCAGAACUCAGACAUUCUUAGUUCCAUAAAAGAACAGCCUCAAGCCAAAGCUGGUAGUGGACAGAAUUCCUGUGGAGUAGAAGAUGUUCUACAGUUGCUCCGUAUUUUGUAUAUUGUUGCAAGUGACCCUUAUUCCACUCGAAAUUCCCAAGAAGAAGGAGAUGAACAGCUUCAGUUUAAUUUCCCACCAGAUGAAUUCACAAGCAAAAAAAUCACUACAAAAAUUCUUCAACAGAUUGAGGAGCCAUUGGCACUAGCAAGCGGAGCUCUGCCAGACUGGUGUGAACAGAUAACUAGCAAGUGCCCUUUCUUAAUUCCAUUCGAAACUCGACAGCUGUAUUUCUCAUGUACGGCAUUUGGGGCAUCAAGAGCAAUAGUGUGGCUGCAGAAUCGACGUGAGGCCACUGUUGAGCGAACACGAACUACAGGCACAGUGCGAAGAGAUGAUCCAGGAGAAUUCAGAGUUGGGCGCCUUAAACACGAAAGAGUAAAAGUUCCACGUGGUGAAUCCUUGAUGGAGUGGGCAGAAAAUGUAAUGCAGAUUCAUGCAGACAGAAAGUCAGUCCUAGAGGUGGAGUUUUUGGGAGAAGAAGGAACAGGAUUGGGACCCACCUUGGAGUUUUAUGCACUGGUGGCAGCAGAAUUCCAGAGGACAGAACUGGGAGCAUGGCUCUGCGAUGAUGACUUUCCGGAUGAUGAAUCGCGUCAGGUGGAUAUAGGUGGUGGAUUAAAACCUCCAGGAUAUUAUGUACAGCGAUCUUGUGGUCUGUUCACAGCACCAUUUCCACAGGAUAGUGAUGAACUUGAAAGAAUAACCAAACUUUUUCACUUUCUGGGUAUUUUCUUAGCCAAAUGCAUCCAAGACAACAGACUGGUGGACUUGCCUAUUUCUAAGCCUUUCUUUAGACUCAUGUGCAUGGGAGACAUUAAAAGCAAUAUGAGUAAAUUGAUUUAUGAGUCGCGGGGUGACAGAGACUUGCACUGCACAGAAAGUCAGUCAGAGGCGUCUACGGAAGAGGGGCAUGAUUCUCUCUCAGUAGGAAGCUUUGAAGAAGAUUCCAAAUCAGAAUUUAUCCUUGAUCCACCAAAGCCUAAACCCCCAGCUUGGUUUAAUGGGAUUUUAACGUGGGAAGAUUUUGAAUUGGUAAACCCUCACAGAGCAAGAUUUUUAAAAGAAAUUAAAGAACUUGCAAUAAAGAGACGUCUAAUAUUAAGCAACAAAGGACUUUCAGAAGAUGAGAAAAAUACUAAAUUGCAGGAACUUAUGAUGAAGAACCCAUCAGGAUCUGGACCUUCUCUUAGCAUAGAAGAUUUAGGGCUGAAUUUCCAGUUUUGCCCUUCUUCCAGAGUAUAUGGCUUUACAGCAGUGGAUCUUAAGCCUGGUGGUGAAGAUGAGAUGGUUACUAUGGAUAAUGCAGAGGAGUACGUGGAUCUGAUGUUUGACUUCUGCAUGCAUUCUGGCAUACAGAAACAGAUGGAUGCUUUUAGAGAUGGCUUCAACAGAGUCUUUCCAAUGGAAAAGCUGAGUUCCUUCAGUCAUGAAGAAGUGCAGAUGAUUCUUUGUGGAAAUCAGUCACCGUCAUGGGCAGCUGAAGAUAUAAUCAACUACACAGAACCUAAACUUGGCUACACUCGAGACAGCCCUGGAUUCCUGAGAUUCGUUAGAGUUUUGUGUGGCAUGUCUUCCGAUGAAAGAAAAGCAUUCCUGCAAUUCACAACUGGCUGUUCAACACUUCCCCCUGGAGGCCUGGCUAAUCUACAUCCCCGUCUCACUGUUGUACGCAAGGUUGAUGCUACGGAUGCAAGUUACCCAUCUGUGAAUACAUGUGUGCACUACCUUAAGUUGCCUGAGUAUUCUUCUGAAGAGAUUAUGCGAGAGCGCCUGCUAGCUGCUACCAUGGAAAAAGGCUUUCAUCUCAACUGAGCUGAUGAAUAGGACACAGGAUAUGACAAACUGGUUUUGCAUUGAUAACUAGUGAAGCCUCUUGUGUUGUAUGUGCAGAAAAUACAAUCUCCACGCUGUGCUCUACUGAGACUUGCCUUCCCCCCCGCCCCAUCCAUGAGGCUUUGGAAACACAUGGAAAAUUUGUUAGCUGCUAAUGAAACAAAUCCCAAUGAAUUACACAGCCAGCAAGAAAAAGGCAAGAACACUGUGUGAUGCUUCCAAGGGCUUGUGCAACCAGAAGCUGAAGCAAAUGUUUGACUGUUCCAAAGAGCAGAUCUGCCGAUUUUCAGUGUUCACUGAUACAAGAUUUAUAACAGUGUAUUUGUGUAAAGUUUAGUGUUUAAUACCCUGUACACUACAGUUGCCAUCACUGAUCCCUGUUUUGCUGGCUUUAAGCUAACUGGUCAGAAAUCUGCUUCCAUAAAACUUAGUCAUUGGGCAUCUCAAGCUUUCUUUCCUUUCCUUCCUUUCAUGGUGCCUGCACUAUAGGAGUAUGCUAGUGGUUUUUUUUUGGGGGGGGGGGUGUUUGCGUAUAAUCAUGCACAACCUUUUAUUAUUUCAAGUGGGAAUACAUUUUGAUUUCUAAAUGCCCUGCUAUAAAGAUUAAAUCCUUGUAUGUGUGUAUGUGUGUGCGUGCGUGCGUGCAGCUCAACAAUAAAGCUUUUAAAAGACACUGAUCCCUGGUGCAAGGCCCACUUUAAAGCAAGUUUUACUUUUGGUUGUAUUUUCUUUGUAUAUUAAAAACAUUUAUUUAACUUGUUGCAGUUUGAAGUUUAAAAAAAAGAUUUCCAAUGUGUAUGCUCAACAUUAAUCAUUAAAAAGUUUGCAGCGUA
Lacerta agilis (Sand lizard) is the source of this 8871-nucleotide messenger RNA. RefSeq names its product HECT domain E3 ubiquitin protein ligase 1 (gene HECTD1). Gene Ontology annotation, molecular function: ubiquitin protein ligase activity; protein binding; metal ion binding. The transcript has 42 exons. Gene Ontology annotation, biological process: anatomical structure development; protein K63-linked ubiquitination; proteasome-mediated ubiquitin-dependent protein catabolic process. The record is from RefSeq and is a predicted model, not a curated record. The coding region runs from base 446 to 8017 and encodes 2523 amino acids. Lineage: Eukaryota; Metazoa; Chordata; Lepidosauria; Squamata; Lacertidae. Gene Ontology annotation, cellular component: nuclear speck.